Oncorhynchus keta (chum salmon) is the source of this 7806-nucleotide messenger RNA. It is a transcript of the gene dpysl2b, whose product is annotated as dihydropyrimidinase like 2b. Bases 264 to 2000 code for a protein of 578 amino acids. The transcript is spliced from 14 exons. The record is from RefSeq and is a predicted model, not a curated record. Gene Ontology annotation, molecular function: hydrolase activity, acting on carbon-nitrogen (but not peptide) bonds, in cyclic amides. Gene Ontology annotation, cellular component: cytosol; cytoplasm. NCBI's taxonomy places the organism in Eukaryota, Metazoa, Chordata, Actinopteri, Salmoniformes, Salmonidae.
CUCCCUCGGUGUGUGAGUCCGUCUGGCAAGGUUUGGCGCAUCAGCGGAGAACAGGAGAGAGAGAGAGGACGUGAUUUGGAGCUGCGGUUCUUUCCCUAGAUUCUGCGAGCGGUGGCCUCCCGCUUUCGGACGCACGACUCCUUUUGGAAUUGUCUCUUUGCUGCGAACUUCCUUGACUAUUCCACACCGGCAAACCGCACUAUUCUGAACACCCAUUCCAUUGAUAGCGGUCCAUUAAGCGCAGCAAGAGCAGAACAGAGAAGAUGUCUGGGCAAGGCUAUCAGGGCAAGAAGAACAUUCCCCGCAUUACAAGUGACCGUCUCCUGAUCAAAGGGGCGAUAAUCGUGAACGAUGACCAGUCCUUCUGUGCUGACAUCUACAUGGAGGAUGGUCAUAUCAAACAAAUUGGCGAGAACUUGAUAGUGCCCGGUGGGGUGAAGACCAUCGAUGCCCACGGGCGCAUGUUGAUGCCAGGGGGCAUUGAUGUGCACACACGCUUCCAGAUGCCCGACCGGGGCAUGACCUCGGUGGACGACUUCUACCAGGGCACCCGCGCCGCUCUGGCAGGGGGCACUACCAUGAUCAUUGACCACGUGGUUCCGGAACCCGGGGUCAGUUUGCUGUCUGCCUUUGAGCAGUGGCGUGAGUGGGCGGACAGCAAGUCGUGCUGUGACUACUCUCUACAUGUGGACAUCACUGAGUGGCACAAGGGAGUCCAGGAGGAGAUGGAGGCCCUUGUCAAGGACCACGGUGUCAACUCUUUCCUUGUCUAUCUGGCUUAUAAGGAUGUUUUCCAGCUUGCUGACUCUCAGGUCUAUGAGGUGUUCAGUGUGAUCCGGGACCUGGGGGCCAUCGCUCAGGUCCAUGCUGAGAAUGGAGACAUUGUGGCUGAGGAGCAGCGUCGUAUCCUGGAGCAGGGCAUCACUGGACCUGAGGGACACGUCUUGAGCCGUCCUGAAGAGGUGGAGGCAGAGGCUGUUAAUCGUUCUGUGACAGUAGCCAAUCAGACCAACUGUCCCCUCUACGUCACUAAGGUGAUGAGCAAGAGUGCUGCUGAUGUCAUCGCUCUGGCCAGGAAGAAGGGCACGGUGGUGUACGGGGAGCCAAUCACUGCCAGCCUGGGCACAGACGGCUCACACUAUUGGAGCAAGAACUGGGCCAAGGCCGCCGCCUUCAUCACGUCCCCGCCCCUCAGCCCAGACCCGACCACGCCCGACUAUCUCAGCUCCCUGCUCUCCUGUGGAGACCUUCAGGUGACUGGCAGUGCCCACUGCACCUUCAACACUGCCCAGCGCGCCGUGGGCAAAGACGACUUCACCCUCAUCCCCGAGGGUACCAACGGCACUGAGGAGAGAAUGUCCCUCAUCUGGGACAAGUGUGUGGUGACAGGCAAAAUGGAUGAGAACCAGUUUGUGGCGGUCACCAGCACCAACGCUGCUAAGAUCUUCAACCUUUACCCCCGUAAGGGCCGCAUCGCUGUGGGCUCUGACGCCGACCUGGUCCUCUGGGACCCAGACAUCACCAAGAUCAUCUCAGCCAAGAGCCACAACUCGAAUGUGGAGUACAACAUCUUUGAGGGUGUGGAGGUGCGUGGCGCCCCCAUGGUAGUGAUCAGCCAGGGUAAGAUCGUCCUGGAGGAGGGGAACCUCCACACCACCGAGGGGUGCGGCCGCUUCGUGGGCCGGAAGCCCUUCUCGGACUACGUCUACAAGAGGAUAAAGGCCCGCAGCAGGCUGGCUGAGCUAAGGGGUGUUCCCCGGGGGCUGUAUGACGGGCCUGUCUGUGAAGUGUCAGUCACACCCAAAACUAUGACUCCUGCCUCCUCUGCCAAGAACUCUCCAGCCAAGCAGGCAGUAGCCGGCGCCCAGCCUGUCCGCAACCUGCACCAGUCAGGGUUCAGCCUAUCUGGUGCUCAAGUUGAUGACAACCUUCCUCGGCGUAACACCCAGCGCAUUGUGGAGCCACCUGGUGGCAGGGCCAACAUCACCAGCCUGGGUUAACCCCUCCCAUUGGCCACCAGGGGAAACGAGGGCUUGAGGAGAGGGGCAUCAGGGACUAGGGGCCAUUCCACCAGGAGCCAAACCAAUUCUCCCCUCCUCAAUCUCUUUCCCCCGUCUCACGCUCUGUACAUCUCUCCCCCACUCUCUCUCCCCCGACACCCCACUAUAAAGGAGACGCCUAUAAAAAAAAGAUUUGCCUCAUUGGAAGAAAAAAAAGAGACGAAAACAACAGCCCAUAUUUGAGCACUUUUGACUGUAUUAUUUAGUGUUCUCUACUGUACUUUCUUCCUGCCAUGUAUCAUUCAGUUUAUUUUUUGAUGUUCAUAGUAGAGGGGUCAAGUGAGACUAGACUGAGCAGUUUUAACACGGCCAAAAGGUCAAGACAGUGCAUGUCGCAUUUGCAUGGAGGAAGUCCUAUCUGUUUCCGUUCCGUCUUUUUUCAUUUUCAAUGUAGGAUAAAUGGAGUACGGAGACACAUGGGUGACAUGUUCUACAUCAGAUUAGUUGCGCUAACAUUAUGUAGUGAACAAACAUGGAAGAGAUAAGUCGCUUAUCCUUUCCUCAAUAUUGAUAUAUUCACUGGUGUGUUUGUUCUCUACUGUUUAUACAGCCUGCCCUCCACUGUGCUCGUUCUUUCCCACACGGUUCCCAAGAUCAGUACAGCACUGGCUACCAUCAACACAAUUCAUUGACUUGUCCAUUGUUAUUGUUUAAAGCUGGCAGUAUGCCAUCCUCGUCCUCCGGGUUACGGGAUGAGGCAUGAGAUUAGUAGUAAGCCGAACUACUGUUGAAAACCUUAAAGGAGCUUCUGACUGGUGCUCAUCUCAUGUCAUCCCACCAGUAGCUUUGUUUAAAGGAAUACAUGGACUGAAAAAACAUGGUCCAUAUUUGGAAGCUGCUGGUGAGCCAGGAAAGUCCAGUAGAUUAGAGGAGAAGGGGUUUUGGCAGGCUGUGAAUAGAGCGCUGUAUGUGUGUCUCCCAGGGAGCGGCCAUCAUGGAACUUAACGGCCCAUGAGAGGAGAUGUGACUCAAAUGUAGGAUGUUGGGAGGAGUGUAACCGGGUCGGCAGCGAAGGAAGGGAGAUUUGUCAGAAUACUAGGGAAUGCCCAAUUCUUCAUAGCCUCGUUCAACUCACCCUCUUUGCAAGAUGGUGCCACACUCGUACUCAGCUACGCUAUAGUACAGUAUGUGCCCAUAUGCCUCGCCUGAAGGGGAUUGUGGUCUAUCACUGUAAUGGGAUCUUUGAGAUUCAUACACCAUUUAAUUGACAGUGUUGCAGGCAGCAUCCCUCCCUCCUGUUCUAGAAUGUUCCAGUACCAACCAGUGCAUUCAGAAGACUGAAUGUCUUUCUGCUCCCGGCCUCCUCUUUUUAAUUCAUGCACUCCCCUUUUCCUUUUUAACUCUUUAUGUGCCUGAACCCACAGAAGUUGGACUGAUAGUUCGAUUUUGUAUUAUUCUUAUGAUGGUAAGAUAAAAAUGUAAAAUAGCUGAUGUUAACCGAUACAAAGGUGCCAGAUUUUGUUAUUUCGUAUUCCACUGAUAGUGCUCCUUUAAAAACAACCAUGCUUACUUAAUAUGUUCUAAUGUUUUAGUUUUUAACUGUUCCUAUAUUUGGUGUCAUUCUGUAAGUAAGUGGCCUGAGGCUGAACACUAUUCAUCUGAGCUUGAAAGUAGACAUGGAGUAAUGUAUAUCUAACUAGUGUGCAGUGUUAAUGUGUAAGGGAUGGGACACACACUGGUCCCAGUGCACCACUCCUUGGGUCUCAGACCUGGAGUGCUGGUAAUGGCCCUUCGUUUUGCACGGUCUGGUUUUCAUUAAGGCAAAGCAGUCUGGCAGCUGUUUUUCUACCUUCACUCGCAUGUCAGCGAGAUUCUGGCCUAGAAGUCGCUGUUCUGCAGUGUUUCGCCUUUUCCUCUCCAUGACUCAACACAGAGCAACACACUCACACUGUGACGGACGCACUCACUCACACUGUGACGGACGCACUCACUCACACUGUGACAGACGCACUCACUCACACUGUGACAGACGCACUCACUCACACUGUGACAGACUCACUCACACUGUUAGACACACGCACUCGCACGCAUGCACUCACAGAACAAGGGGUGUCUGUAUGUCCUUCCAGCACUGUGCUGUGUCUUGGACCCUUGGUUUUCCUGGCUGUGUUAAGGUCUCAUAGGAAGCCCUUAGAAGGUAGAGUCUCUUUCAGGGUAGUAAUGGUAUCUGUGUAUAAGGAAUCCAUAGCAGGGAAAUUAAAGUUUGACACUUCAAUGUGACGACCUACAGGGAAUGAGAUUAGACGGGGAUGGGAGGGAGGUCGGCUUGUUAGUGUUCAAUCACUCAGGUGAAAGAGUCAUUCCAGUCAGGGUUUGGAUGAUCUAAUGCAGCCAGAUGACUAUAUAUCAGAAUUGUGUAUAUGCAUACAGUACCAGUCAAAAGUUUGGAGACACCUACUCAUUCAAGGGAUUUUCUUUAUUUGUACUAUUUUCUACAUUGUAGAAUAAUAGUGAAGACAUCACAACUAUAAAUAACACAUAUGGAAUCAUGUCGUAACCAAAAAAGUGUUAAACGAAUCAAAAUAUAUUUUAUAUUUGAGAUUCUUCAAAGUAGCCACCCUUUGCCUUCUUGAAAGUUUUGCACACACUUGGCAUUCUCUCAACCAGCUUCACCUGGAAUGCUUUUCCAACAGUCUUGAAGGAGUUCCCACAUAUGCUGAGCACUUGUUGGCUGAUUUUCCCUUACUCUGCAGUUCAACUCAUCCCAAACCAUCUCAAUUGGGUUGAGGUCGGGUGAUUGUGGAGGCCAGGUCAUCUGAUGCAGCACUCCAUCACUCUCCUUAUUGGUCAAAUAGUCCUUACACAGCCUGGAGGUGGGUUGGGUCAUUGUCCUGUUGAAAAACAAAUGAUAGUCCCACUAUGUGCAAACCAGAUGGGAUGGCAUAUCACUGCAGAAUGCUGUGGUACCAAUGCUGGUUAAGUGUGCCUUGAAUUUCAAAUAAAUCACAGUGUCACCAGCAAAGCACCAUCACACCACCUCUUCCAUACUUCACAGUGGGAACCACAUAUGUGGAGAUCAUCCGUUCACCUACUCUGCGUCUCACAAAGACAUGGCAGUUGGAACCAAAAAUGCAAAUUUAUACUCAUCAGACCAAAGGACAGAUAUCCACCUGUCUAAUGUUCAUUGCUCGUGUUUCUUGGCCCAAGCAAGUCUCUUAUUAUUAUUGUUGUCCUUUAGUAGUGGUUUCUUUUCAGAAAUUUGACAAUGAAGGCCUGAUUCACACAGUCUCCUCUGAACACUUGAUAUUGAGAUGUGUCUGUUACUUGAACUCUGUGAAGCAUUUAUUUGGGCUGCAAUUUAUGAGGCUGGUAACUCUAAUGAACUUAUCCUCUGCAGCAGAGGUAACACUGGGUCUUCAUUUCAUGUGGCCCCCAUGAGUCAGUUUCAUCAUAUCACUUGAUGGUUUUUGCGACUGCACUCGAAGAAAAGUUCUUGACAUUUUCCAGAUUUAUUGACAUUCAUGUCUUAAAGUAAUGAUGUACUGUCGUUUCUCUUUGCUUAUUUGAGCUGUUCUUGCCAUAAUAUGAACUUGGUCUUUUACCAAAUAGGGCUAUCUUCUGUAUACCCACCCCUACCUUGUCACAACACAACUGAUUGGCUCAAAAGCAUUAAGAUGGAAAUAAAUUCCACAAAUUAACUUUUAACAAGGCACGCCUGUUAAUUGAAAUGCAUUCCAGGUGACUACUUCGUGAGGCUGGUUGAGAGAAUGCCAAGAGUGUGCAAAGCUGUCAUCAAGGCAAAUGGUGGCUACUUUGAAGAAUCUCAAAUAUAACAUAUUUUGAUUUGUUUAACACUUUUUUGGUUACUACAUGAUUCCAUAUGUGUUAUUUCAUAAUUUUGAUGCCUUCGCUAAUAUUCUACAAUGUAGGAAAUUGUAAAAAUGAAGAAAAAUCCUUGAAUGAGUAGGUGUGUCCAAACUGUACUGUCUGGCACGUAAGAUUAAGGCUGGGACAAGUCUCCGCCCUCACAUGUGAAGAGUAGGCUACAUGGCUGAGCAAAAACUCUCUUUAUUUUCUCUUUGCCUCUUCACUUUUAUAUCAUUCUCAUUGAGAUAUUAUGGUCAUCAUUAUUCAUAUUUUGGUUAUUGUUGUGAUUAUUUUUGUCAUUGUUAUUUUACUUGUUCUUCUCAUCCCAUGGAAAAUCCUGGCCAAUGUAUUGGUAUUUUUUCAGCGUGAGUCUCUUGCUUGCUUGGUGUUGGACUGCAUUUCUCUCAAACGGAGGGGGACGCAGGGUUAACAUGAUUCAUACCUCUACUCCCAUAGACUGGAGGGUGGAGCAAGGGGCCUGCCAAAGCACAAAUAAGAUCUGUCAGCCAGGAGCGCAUGAGUCCUCCUGAGACUCAAAGUAUGUCUGCUCUUUUCUACCCCGAUAUUUCUCUCUCCCUCUUUCUCUCUCCCUCUCUCUCUGUGUCUCUCUCUCUCUCUCUCUCUCUCUCUCUCUCUCUCUCUCUCUCUCUCUCUCUCUCUCUCUCUCUGUGUCUUUCUCGCUCUCUCUCUCUUCCAUUGUUGCCCUCUGUUGCCUUGACUACGAGGCCCUUGAGUCACACUAGGCCCCGAUUUUUGUUUGUCAUGGCAACGCUUGUAAGAUCGGAAUUUCCCCAUAGCAACCCAUUCGGACCUGGUGCUACUAGAAGAGCAUGGUGUCUGUGGCAGACUAGCUGUACGGAAGCCAUACACUCUGUAGAACUCUUUCCACACACACAUUUUCUUCCCAAACCUGCUGUUCUAAAAAUGAACUGCUGCUGCAGAAUCACACUGUUUCAGUGUGUCACCGUCUGUAUAUAAGCUUUUGGUUAGUUGGGUGGGAUCCACAUACCUCUGCUGACCCAGGAUUCGUUGGCCCUUGAAUUGAGUCUUUAAGAGGGCACCACAAGCUUCACUUCACAGCAUUUACGCAGAGUUCCUCUACAAGGCCACAGAUAUCUACCAGUCACCCAACGCUGUGGUGGAGCACCCAUGCCUAAAGCAUUGACUCAGAUAUUAUUGUGUCCCCACAAUAUACUGUAUACACACAAGCCCCAUAUACACACAAGCCCCGUUUUAUACCUGGUUCUAACUUUUGUCCUGAUCUUGUACACAUUCAGAUUGUGCUCACAUUUUUUGACAGGUGUCUGGAUAUCUUACAAGUGUAGACAGAUCUAGACAGAGAAACCAUUUAAAUAAUUAUUCUGCCCUCUGAAAUCAUUGACAGUUGGCAGCAUUGACUGAUUACAUCAAGUAAUCAUGAUUACAUAAAGUAAGGGACCAGAAAAUCUUGUCACAAUGCAGACACAGUGGACAGAUAACAAACACAUUGUAAUACCAUGUGUAGACACAUGUCUGGAAAUGUGGGCACAAUCAGAAUGUAGGCGAGAUCAGGACAAAGCACCCAUGUUAGCUCCAAGUACAGUAUAAACAGGGCUAUAGACACACACAUGCAAGCAUUCACACAGACACACACAUUCCUUCUUCUUGCUCUUGUCAGUUUGGAUGUUUUUAUAUGCCACACUAAUAUGUGAUGCAAGCGAAACACAGAUGGAGAGUUUUAGGUUGGAGGUUGAUAAUGCUGUUCAAAUCCCACCCCACACCCCUGUCCUCCCCCUCCACCUAACCCCCUCCGAUAGUGAAAGUGAAACUGUGUGAUGGUGUUUGUCUUGAUGGCUGUGGGGUUUUGAGGAUGCUUUGCUCUCUAUGGAAAGUGUCAAAUCCCAUGGAUGGUGAUGUAAAAACAAUAACCAAAACAAAUAAAGAUCAAAAACAAAACUCA